AUGGCAGCCACGGGGAGCCCCAGCAUUCUGUCGUCCUUGCGUCUCUGGACGUUCAGUGCAGCGGUAACUCCAGUGGCUCUGGGGGCAGUGCUCAGCUACAAGAAAGAAGGCUUGUUCUCCGUUGUCGUCCUCCUAGUCACCUCUGCCGCCGUACUGGCCGUGAACGGAGCCGGGAACAUGGUGAAUACUUACUUCGAGAUCAUGCGCGAGGUGUCCCGUCGCCGCCCCGGGCCGCAGCAGAAUCACUCCGUCCACAGAUGGGACGACCAUUCCGCGGAUUCCCAGAACCACCAGGCCCGUGUCGUAAACUGGGCCGCCUACCUGUACGGAUUCGGGAUGGCCUGUUUAUGGAUCACAAUGUGGCUCUCUCCUGCCAACAGCUUCUACCUCGCGUCGCUCUUUUUCGGAGGUCUCUCGAGCUCUUUUAUCUACACCGGAGGUAUCAGAUUGAAGUUCUACAUCUUGGGUGACCUACUGGCGAUGUUCACGUUCGGUCCCCUCUCUGUUCUUUUCUCGUACACGUCUCAGAGCGGUCGCUUCGUAAUUCCCGGCCCUCUCCUACUCGCUCUCCCUCUAGCUCUCAGCACAGAGGCAAUCAUCCACAGCAAGCACAUGAGAGAGAUGGCCAAAGACAAGGAAGCCGGUGUACUCUCACUGGCCGUUCUCCUCGGGAAACAGGGCUCUUACUUUCUCUUUGCUCUCCUUCUCUUUUUCCCCUACUUGGUGUUUGCUAUAUGGGGUACGAUGUACUCCCUGGCAUUGGCUCUACCUCUCCUCACAAUGCCCUAUGCAUUUCAACUGGAGAGAACUUUGAGAGAAGAAGGACCAUUUCGAGAACUUUCAGUGGGCGUGGCCAAGCUGAACUUUGUACUCAGCUCUUUGUUUGUCGUGGGUUGUUUACUAGCAAGCGAUGUACCAUUUCUGUCGUGA
Geodia barretti is the source of this 930-nucleotide messenger RNA. The record is from the annotation of a GenBank genome assembly. Lineage: Eukaryota; Metazoa; Porifera; Demospongiae; Tetractinellida; Geodiidae.